Messenger RNA from Medioppia subpectinata, 2229 nucleotides. The record is from the annotation of a GenBank genome assembly. NCBI's taxonomy places the organism in Eukaryota, Metazoa, Arthropoda, Arachnida, Sarcoptiformes, Oppiidae.
AUGUCUCACGCGAACGCAGAACCGCUUCCGAGCGAACUCUUGAGGGACGGUAUCGUCGAAGUCCGUGGAGAUAACGGAGCCUUUUAUAAGGCUUUCAUAGUAGACGUCGACGACACGACUGCCGCCGAUUUGGCCAAUUGUCUGGACACGGAUUCCGGCGCCGCUUCGGCCGCCACAGUCAGCCCUCCGGUCGACAACUCAAAGAUUACGCUCGCCUUUGAAAACGAUUGGUUACCGCAGCAGAAGUUCCCCAUCAAUAGGAUCCGUUUGCCGCCGCCCUCGACGUCCGCCACGUUUCAAUCGGCCAACAGUCCCACCAACGGAUCCAACGCCGCCGACACCAGUAUUUCAAACAACAGCAACGCCUCCGUUGUGUCCGAUAGGCCGACCAUUAUUAGCGAAGGCAUGGAAAUAGAGGUGUUUUCGUGCACUAAUGAUGGCGAACAGUGCGGGUGGUGGAGGGCUCAGGUGAAGAUGAUUAAAGGUGACUUCCAUGUGGUUGAGUACCAGAACGUGAGCUCAUCUGAUGGCCAAUCAGUGCAGAGCACACCCAACCAUCAGACGUACAGUGAGAUCGUUGCCAGUGAUAGGAUUCGGCCCAAAAAUCCUCACCCCUUACUCACGACUAAUCCGUUCUAUAAGUUUGAAAUCAAAAUCCCUGAAGACAUCCGGUCUAUGAACACGUCGUGGCUGUUGAAGAGUGAGGCACACAAACAGUUCAAGCAAUUCAUCGGCGCUAUUGUCGUCCGCUUUGAUGAGCCCAACGGUGUCCUCAUUUGCGUGGGUUAUGCGCCGCACGAGAAGACAUACUUAGCGUCGACCACUCAAAAGAGGGCUCAAAUGUUGAGUGAAAUGCAUUUCCGAAACAUCAAACAAAAACUGGUUCUUCUGUCGCGCACUGAAGAGGCGGCCAAACAGUUGGAGUCAACCCGAGGGCCGUUCGGCUCCGGCUUCACGGGAACACAUUAUGGCGGCUCUUCGGGUCAGAACUAUUUGGUGGAAGUGGUUGUGGCCGAACACCUCAUGGGUUUAGCCAUCGGUGCCCACGGCGUCAACAUUCAGAACGCCCGCAAAUUAGAAGGCAUUUCGGCCAUUGAUAUCGAAGAGAAUUCGUGUAUAUUUCGGAUCAAAGGCCAGUCAUUAGAGGCGUGCCAUAAGGCGAGAGCGAUGUUGGAGUUCGCCGAGAAGGGCAUUGAAGUGCCGCGAACUCUGGUCGGCAAAGCGAUCGGCAAAAACGGUCGCAUCAUUCAAGAGAUCGUCGACAAGUCAGGAGUGGUUCGCGUGAAGAUCGAGGGCGACAACGAGAAUGAGGCGCCGCGAGAACACGUGCCCUUCGUCUUCGUGGGCACCUCUGAAUCCAUACAAAACGCCCAAAUCCUUCUCGACUAUCACUUAAACCAUUUACAAGAAGUGGAAAAACUGAGACAAGAAAAGCUUGAGAUCGUCCACCAGUUGAGGAAUAUUCAACAACACCCGACCCAUACCUCGCCCUCCACUUCGAUGAUUAUCCAAACACAACAACAACUGCUCCACAAAAACAUCACUAAUAGUUCGGUUCAGAAUCACGACGAGUCCGACCAGAAGUACGGCUCAGACAGAGUAAGGACUGGAUCUCAAAGAGGAAUCGCGAGGACUGACAACACGAGAGGAGGCGUCGACUCGAGGACAAUGUCAGGCCAGAGGAACGUUGGCCGCGGAGGUCCGAUGUCUGGCUCUUCGAAUGUACGCCGAUAUAACACAAACACGAUUGACAGCAGACCCGGUGGUGAUCGGGACAGAAGUGGGCGGCCAUCGCAUCCACGCAAUCAACCGUUCAAUAAAUCGCGUCAACACUUCAAAGAGGGGACGCCUGUCGAGGACUCCGCUCCGAGAUCUUCACAUCGCGCCGAUAGUCAACAAAAUUCACAAAAAGGCGAUUCUUAUGGUAAACCACAGAGAAAUCAACGGAACGAUAGAAAUGACAGAAAUGAUCACCGAUUGGACCGAACGACGGAUAGGACGGACAGAAACGACAAGAAUCACGAGAAGAGUGAGAGAAGCGAUAAGAAUGAGCGAAACGAUAGACAAUAUUCAACAGCGACUAAUCGGUCGCAACAGUCGUCGGGUUCGGGAAACGCCCAGAAAUUACCAACAAAUGAUCAAAACAACCCGUCUUUGAAGCAGUCGUCGCACUCGGAGUCAAAGCAAACGUUGAGUUCAGGCCAACAACUGGUGAACGGAAACGCAUAA